Messenger RNA from Oppia nitens, 972 nucleotides. RefSeq names its product retinol dehydrogenase 12-like. The record is from RefSeq and is a predicted model, not a curated record. Lineage: Eukaryota; Metazoa; Arthropoda; Arachnida; Sarcoptiformes; Oppiidae. The transcript is spliced from 4 exons. The coding region runs from base 1 to 972 and encodes 323 amino acids.
AUGUGGUUUAUGUGUCACAAUGUUAAAGAGUUUACUGGCAAUGUUACCGGCGGUCGAAAACGAUGUCUAACCGAUAGACGUUUAGACGGUCAGGUGGUAGUGGUCACCGGUGCCAAUACCGGUAUCGGUAAAGAGACGGCAAAUCAAUUAGCUUUACGCGGCGCUAAGCUAUACAUCGGUUGUCGGGAUUUAGCCAAAGCUGAGAUCGCCGUAAAGGAGAUGCGCGACCAAAAUCCCAAGUCUGAUGUAACGGCACUCAAACUGGACUUAUCGUCGCUGAAAUCGGUUCGCGAAUUUGCCGCCGAUUUGGCCAAUCGCGAGAAACGGCUGGACAUACUGGUUAACAAUGCCGGUGUGUUUGCCUGUCCUGAAUGGAAGACAGAGGACGGCUUUGAGAUGCAGUUCGGAACUAAUCACUUGGGCUCAUUCCUAUUGACACUAUCAUUGACGCCACUGUUGAAACAGUCGCCGAGCGCCAGGAUUGUGAACGUAUCGUCGGCGGCCCAUAUGAUCGGUCACAUAGACUUCGACAACAUUAACCAACGAAACGGUAUAUACACACCGAUGAAGGCCUACGCCCAUAGCAAACUGGCCAACGUUUUGUUUACACGAGAACUGGCCAAACGUCUCGGUCCGAACAGUACGGUUAGGGUGUAUGCUCUGAAUCCCGGCACUGUUAAGACCGAUGCCCAACGACAUGUCACAAGUGCCGCCUUCGAGUGGUUUAUGAAACGGGCGUUUUUGACGCCCGAAAUGGGUGCACAAACAUCACUGUAUUGUUCACUCGAUCCGACUUUAGAUAACGAAACCGGAUUUUAUUAUGAUAACUGCAAACGUGUCAAUCGGUUGAUAUCGGAAGCCACCGAUGAUAAGGUAUCUGAGCGACUGUGGGAACUUAGCUGUCAACUCGUCAAUCUUGAAGAUCAUCUCAGAAGACUAUUUAUUAAGACACCUACCAGUGCCUGGAAUUAG